ACAAACAUAUAUCAUAUAGAAAGAUCAAAAUAUAAAAUCGUGAUCAGCUAUAUAUAUAUGGCUGCAAAAACCUCAACCAUACUUGCUAUAUUCCUUGUAAUCAAUCUUCUCUUCCUCAACCUCAUUCCCCUGGUUGUGGCAGAAAAUACUUGUCCAAGAGACCAACUCAAACUUUCAACAUGCGCAAAUAUUCUCAACCUCAUCAACUUGAAUCUUGGCGCACCAGCUAUGAGACCUUGUUGCUCUAUUCUCUUAGGUCUAAUCGAUCUUGAUAUUGCACUUUGCUUCUGUACCGCGCUUAAGCUCAGCAUUCUCGGCAUCACCACCAACACUCCCAUUCACCUUAACUUGGCCAUCAACGCCUGUGGAGGAACACUUCCCGAUGGAUUUCGUUGCCCAACAUAGCUACAAUUUAUUCAUAUCUUGUGCAUGUUCUCAAGAAGAUUUCGUCUAACUAUAUUCAAAGCUAGAUUCAUGUCUAAGCCAUUAACGACAAUAACACUGGCGAUAUGUAUGAUAACAAUAAACAAAAAUUUACAAAUAAACAUUCCAUCUACCAAUAACCUCCUCUUACACUGUUUCCGUGCUCCAAUUGAGUACACGGAUCUCCGUUGAUAACCGAUUGUGUAUUGCAAGCGAUGAGACCAAGGAGUAUUUCGUAUGAAAACCAUAUGCCUUAUGCCACUUUUAGCAGGCUGCAUCGCACAAGUGAGUUUCCACCUUUCUUUUUGUGUUAAAUCUAGGCUUAAAUCUAUCCUUAUCAGAUUCGGAUGAUCUUCUCUUGCAAAUUUUCACUCUCUCUUUCUGAGAUGUGUCCAUUUAUAUUCCAUAGCUCAAAAAAGUGACCCCACUAACUGCCUAAACAAAAGGGUGAAAAAAAAAUGUUAACCAUCGAAAUCAAAUGAUUGUGUUCAAAAAAAAAAAAAAACCAUCGAAAUGAUUACAAACUACAUAGAGUAGGAAUUAGCGUCUUAGACAUGGUUAUCUACCUUUUGAAAUUAAACCGACAUAAACACUUUGUAAUUACUUAUUAAUACAUCUAUUUCUAAUUAAAAAUAAUAAUAAUAAAAAAUUAAAUAACUAUAAUGAUAAAUAAUUAUUUGAUUUUUUCAUUUGAAAUUUUUUUA
Molecule: messenger RNA, 1127 nt
Organism: Brassica napus (rape)
Lineage: Eukaryota; Viridiplantae; Streptophyta; Magnoliopsida; Brassicales; Brassicaceae
Product: putative lipid-binding protein AIR1B
Exons: 1
Coding region: 58-405 (115 amino acids)
Source: RefSeq, a predicted model, not a curated record